ACAGUAGGGGUCGCUGCUCCCCGAGCUGGAUACCCAGAAAGCACAGCCCCCUAUCCCAGGCAGUGAAUAAAGUGCGAGUCUUACAGCAGCUGCAGUACCUCUUCCCGACCACUAGAGGGCGGAGUAGAUCUUCACACAGACUAACCGUCCCCCUCCCAACCAGGAAACGAUUUGAAAAUGAUGGCGGCAGAAUCUCGGAUGAAGUGCGCUCAUGUGCAGACACAACCUGGAAUGCAUGAUCUGGGAAGAGAUCAAGGGGAUCGGUGCACAUUAGAGGAGCAGAGAGAGCGCUGGGAGCGUAAGAGAGAUUGCACUGCAAGAGAAUUACUACAGACAGAACAAAUCUAUGUGGAGGACCUGGAAUUAAUCACAAAAUUCUACAAUGAUGUCUUCCUUGCUCGCUGUGGCCACCUGAAAAUCGCAGAGAGAGGAAUCUGUGGAGCCAUCCCAGAAAUCGUGAAAGUGAACAGGAUUCUUCUCUCCUGUUUGGAUGGUGGCUCCAUCAGUCCUGGUUUUGAGACUUUCUCACAGUCUCUGGAUCUCUAUAAGAAGCAUGCAGAUAGCAUUGAGCCUACGCUACUGGUCCUAGAGACUCAGACAAAGAAGAAUAAAUUGUUUGCACGUUUCAAAAAGCUUCAAGAAUCCCGUCCAGAAUUCCAUGCAAGGAGUCUGGAGCAAUUACUAGAGCUUCCUCUGCUCAGACUGUUACGAUACAAACAUUAUCUAAGAGAUUUAGCAGAAAACAGUCAUCCCAGGAGUAGUGAUACAAAGAAGCUGAUCUAUGCUCUCAAUGCAGUGAGUGAUGCCUGUCAGUAUGUAGAAGAUCUUUCCAUGAGUCAAGAAAAUAAUCGCCAACUGCAGAGGGUACAGAAAAUGCUUAAAGGUCGCCGCCUCUGCAUCGUUGGUCCAGGACGAUGGUAUGUAAGAGAAGGGUGGCUAUCCCUAGUCCCUCAGAGUGGAGAGGAGGUCAAGCACAGAAUGUUGUUCCUAUUCUCUGAUAUUCUUGUUGUUUCAUCACCCUGUCAUCCUUUACAUCCAACCUGUGCUCACAAGUUCCAGUGUCGAGCAAUCUACCCCUUGAAAGAGUGCCGGGUGGAGCGAGUACUGGGACAUACACAAAGCCAGGGGGGUCUUAUCAGCCUCUCAUUUGAGAAGGAGAAAGUUAUGCUGAUGUCCUCAAAUCAGGAUGAUAUCAAUGACUGGUAUGAUCGUCUGGUUACAGCAGUAAGGAAAAUCCAUUCAAAUUCUGAAAAUUUCAAAAAAUGCCAAUUUGAGGAAAAUCUGGAAAAACACAGACAUCCUGUGCAAAAAGCACACAAACGAACCCGGGUUCAGGAGAUCGAAGAAGGUCUAGUGGCCUCUCAGUCCAUCGCAGAGUUUGGAGUCAUGUCUAAGCGGAUUAAAAUGGGUGAUGAACGAUCUCCAGAGUCCUAUUCCCAGGACUCGCCCACGGUGGACAAAGCAGGUUGGAGCUGUGUUCUGCUAUGAUGCCCUCAGUGUCUGUUAUUUUUAUUAUUAAUGGAUGUGAAGAAUUGAAUGCACCUUCUGAAGCAUUGUAUACCGAAUCUGUAGAAUUAUCCAUCGUAUUGUGUGUCUGAAGUCAUUACCCAUUUUAUGCCUUGAAUUAAUCUGCUUCCUUGUGAUGGUCUUAGAAAAUGGAAUGCUCUGCAUAAGGACACCAAACACUAUUUAUGCUUCAAAUAUAAAAUAAUUGGAUUCAAUGAUUCUCUGAAAACCAUGAUUUCUGGUCAUCCUCCCUAGUUCGUACUGAGAU
Pelobates fuscus (common spadefoot toad) is the source of this 1774-nucleotide messenger RNA. RefSeq names its product Rho guanine nucleotide exchange factor 39 (gene ARHGEF39). Gene Ontology annotation, biological process: positive regulation of cell migration. Gene Ontology annotation, molecular function: guanyl-nucleotide exchange factor activity. Gene Ontology annotation, cellular component: plasma membrane. The transcript has 12 exons. Bases 178 to 1488 code for a protein of 436 amino acids. Lineage: Eukaryota; Metazoa; Chordata; Amphibia; Anura; Pelobatidae. The record is from RefSeq and is a predicted model, not a curated record.